Molecule: messenger RNA, 661 nt
Organism: Linum trigynum
Lineage: Eukaryota; Viridiplantae; Streptophyta; Magnoliopsida; Malpighiales; Linaceae
Source: the annotation of a GenBank genome assembly
GCACCACAGAGCAAAGCUUCAACUAUCUCUUAUUUAAACUGAAGUUGCCAUAUUACAGCCUCAGUCCCUAAAAAACCAUGGCGGCUGCUUCCAAGUCCUCCAUCUUCCUCCUCUUCGCCGUCUUCGUUGCCGUCUCGCUCUCCAACGUGGAGGUUGGAAUGGCGGCCCGCCAGCUUCUCCAGCUACCUGACCUUCCUGCCGUCGGAAGCCUCCCUGUCACCGUCCCGACUCUGCCCGUGGUGCCCAAGCUGCCCGUCCCUGCCGGAGUCGUCCCAACCAUUCCUGCUGUGCCCAAGGUAGGCUUGCCGCCAGUUGGUGGAGGCGUCGCUGGCGUUCCGGUGGCAAUUCCGAACAUUCCCGGGGUCACUCCUUCGGUCGGAAACUAACUACUGAAUAUAUGCCAACCGCGCUAGCUACUGGAAGAUGGAGGUGUACGAAUUAAUGUAACGUGUUUGUUUCUGUUGUUGUAUUGUACUAAAGUGAUCAUUUCGUAUUCUGUUGUUAUUGAAUCUAUGUAACUUAUUUGUUUUAUUCGGUAACUUAUCCGUUUCCAUGCUCCACCCGUAUUUGUAUUUAACUGGUUCUGUAUUUAAUUUAUAUAAAUAAAAUAGUGUUAUUUUAGUUGUUUUUGUAGAGAAAGGAAUUAAUGUGUGACUUGGAC